Miscanthus lutarioriparius is the source of this 1029-nucleotide messenger RNA. The record is from the annotation of a GenBank genome assembly. Lineage: Eukaryota; Viridiplantae; Streptophyta; Magnoliopsida; Poales; Poaceae.
AUGCGGCUCACCAAGCCCCACCCUCCCCGCGCCGCCGCCUCCUCCACGCCGACCCCAAAGCAUGGCCUGAACGCUAACCGCGUUGUGGCCCUGACCCCGUCGGCCUCCAGCCGCAGCGGCGGUCUCCGGGUCUCCGCCGCCUCCGUGGCGGCGGCGCAGCCCACAGCGGCGUCUCCUGCAGCGGCGCUGAGCCGCGUGGACGUGCUGUCGGAGGCGCUCCCGUUCAUCCAGAGGUUCAAGGGCAAGACGGUGGUGAUCAAGUACGGCGGAGCGGCGAUGAAGUCGCCGGAGCUGCAGGCGUCGGUGAUCCGCGACCUGGUCCUGCUGUCCUGCGUCGGCCUCCGCCCCGUGCUCGUCCACGGCGGCGGGCCCGAGAUCAACUCCUGGCUGGCGCGCGUCGGCGUGGAGCCUCAGUUCCGCAAUGGGCUCCGCGUCACGGACGCGGUCACCAUGGAGGUCGUGGAGAUGGAGGUCGUGGAGAUGGUGCUCGCGGGCAAGGUCAACAAGCAGCUCGUGUCCCUCAUCAGCCUCGCGGGGACCACCGCCGUCGGGCUGUGCGGCAAGGACGCGCGCCUCCUCACCGCGCGGCCCUCCCCUGACGCCGCCUCGCUCGGCUUCGUCGGCGAGGUGACGCGCGUGGACCCCGCCGUCCUCCACCCCAUCAUCGCGUCCGGGCACAUCCCCGUCAUCGCCACCGUGGCGGCCGACGAUGCCGGGCAGGCCUACAACAUCAACGCCGACACGGCGGCGGUGGGAGCCGAGAAGCUGCUGCUGCUCACGGACGUGUCCGGCAUACUGGCGGACCGCGACGACCCAGGGAGCCUGGUGAGGGAGGCGGACGUCGCCGGGGUGAGGCGGAUGGUGGCCGAGGGGAAGGUGGGCGGCGGGAUGAUUCCCAAGGUGGAGUGCUGCGUCCGUGCCAUCGCACAGGGGGUGCGCACCGCCAGCAUCAUCGACGGCCGCGUCCCGCACUCGCUGCUGCUCGAGAUCCUCACGGACGAGGGCACCGGCACCAUGAUCACCGGCUAA